UUGUAUAGAUUUUAUUACAGUGUUUAUAUGAAAUAAGUAUUAGUCUUUCUUUAUUCUAUUAGUGAAAACAAAUAGCCUUCAUUAUAAUAUAAUUGAAACUUAAUAUAUUUACUGAAAGGACGGAAACAGUAAUACGCGUCAGAGUGUUGGCAAAAUAAGUGUGUUUAGAAAAUAAAACACAACACAGUGUAUUGGUUUAUCUAACAAAGAUAUACGGAAGUAGAGUAUAGUUCCACAAUCGUGUGCUAAAAUAUAAAUAUAUAUACAUAUAUAGUAUGAGUAAUAAAUCGAGUGUAAGGGAAUGUAUCAAUGGGGUGACCGGCUUGGAAAUAGUCAAUGGUACCACCCAUACUUUACGGCCGUUAAAUGAAAUUCGGGUGUGGUGUGAUGGUUGCUAUGACAUGGUUCACUUUGGUCAUGCCAAUUCCCUUCGACAAGCCAAAGCACUUGGUGAUAAGGUUAUUGUAGGUAUUCACACAGACGAAGAAAUAACAAAACACAAAGGACCACCCGUUUUUACAGAAGAAGAGCGUGUCAAAAUGGUAAAAGGCAUUAAAUGGGUUGAUGAAGUGGUACUUGGCGCACCAUAUGUUACGACCUUAGAAGUUUUAGACGAACAUAAUUGUGAUUUUUGUGUCCAUGGUGAUGACAUAACGAUGACAGCGGAAGGUGUGGACACAUACCAUCUUGUCAAAUCUGCAAAUCGUUACAAAGAAGUGCGACGUACAGCCGGAGUUUCUACAACUGAUUUAGUGGGUCGUAUGCUGCUUUUAACUCGUAACCACUUCCGUCAGGGAUCCUCAGAAUAUGACAUUGAAAAAGAAGAACCGAAAAUUUGUGUUUGUAAAUGUUCUUCAAAUAUGGGUCAAGAUUCUGCAGCCAAAAGUCCAUGGACGGGCGUUAGUCAGUUUUUACCUACAACUCAGAAAAUCAUACAGUUCAGUGAUGGGAAAGCACCAAAACCUGGUGAUAAAAUCGUUUAUGUUGCUGGUGCUUUUGAUUUGUUCCAUGUUGGCCAUUUGGACUUUCUAGAAAAAGCUAAAGAACAGGGAGAUUUUUUGAUUGUUGGGUUGCAUACAGAUCCCGUUGUAAACUCCUAUAAGGGCAGCAAUUAUCCAAUUAUGAACCUACAUGAACGUGUUCUAAGUGUACUGGCUUGCAAGCACGUCAACGAAGUUGUCAUCGGUGCUCCUUAUUGCGUUACUGAAGACCUGUUGGAUCACUUUAGGGUGGAUGUGGUUUGCCAUGGUCAGACACCCAUAGCUUUCGAAAACGGCAACAUCGAUCCAUAUGGCAUACCAAAGAUUAGAGGAAUUUUCACAGUCAUAGAUUCUGGAAACUCAAUGACAACAGAACGCAUUGUUGAGCGUAUAAUUUCACAUCGGUUGGAAUACGAACGGCGAAACUGUGCUAAGGAGAAAAAGGAAAUCGAGGCUUUCGAGGCGUUGCAGCGAGCCAAGCAAACGCAAAAAGCUGGUUGAGUUAGUGUAAAGAAACAAAAACCAAACAUCACUCAAUUGUACAGAAAUGUGCAGAAAACUGUUUAUUUCAAUAGAUUAGCAAAUUUAUUUUUUAUAUUUUAUUGUUACACAUUUUAAUUGUAUGUUUAUUUAUAUAUGUAUAUUUAGAAAGCAUUGGCGAGACCAAAUAGAGCUUAUUGAGAAUAACGCUACAA
Teleopsis dalmanni is the source of this 1675-nucleotide messenger RNA. It is a transcript of the gene Pect, whose product is annotated as ethanolamine-phosphate cytidylyltransferase. The record is from RefSeq and is a predicted model, not a curated record. The coding region runs from base 276 to 1481 and encodes 401 amino acids. The transcript has 8 exons. Gene Ontology annotation, biological process: phosphatidylethanolamine biosynthetic process. Gene Ontology annotation, molecular function: ethanolamine-phosphate cytidylyltransferase activity. Lineage: Eukaryota; Metazoa; Arthropoda; Insecta; Diptera; Diopsidae. Gene Ontology annotation, cellular component: cytoplasm.